AUGGUCAAGAUACUCGCGGUAAAAUGUUCAUCUGAGCUAAUAGGACUUGUGCUAAAAGAAACAGCAAAGGCUGGUAACCACGAGCUGGUGAAGUUACUGCUUCACGAGUGUGAGGCGAGAAACUUGGAGGAUUCCUGGUAUCAUUUACGUAUUGGAAUGAUGGUACAAGAUGUAGCAUCUCGUGGCGACGUGGAGAUGGCCAAGUUAUUGGUCGAAAAGUGCGAUCCUACUGAUGUAGGGCGAUCACUGAAGAUUGCUGUUGAAAACAACAGCACGGAUAUGCUGCAUCUAUUGGCGCCGAUGACUGCAGUUUAUAUCAAGGAGGAUCCUUACAUAGUGGCUGCACUGGUACACGCAGCUAGAAAAGAUCAAGUUGCGAUGGUUGAUAUUCCUGUCCAAUACAGUGACCAGCCGACGGUUGAGGAAGCGAUACUGCAGCUGUCUUCGAAUGGAGAUAUCGCUGCAACAAAAUUGUUGCUGGAGAAAUGUGAUAUUGUUUCCACCAAGCACCUAUUUGUCAAAGCAACCGAGAAGGAUGUGGUCGAGCUAGUCGAGAUUUUGCUGGAGCAGAUGGACACAACUUGCAUCCGUUGGGCUCUAAUGACGGCUUCUGCAAAAGGAUGUUUUGGGACAGUAAAGUCAAUGCUACACAAAUGUGACUCGACGUCUAUUGGUUGUGCACUUGAAAUUGCUGUUCAAAAGCGCGAGCUGGCAGUUGUCGAUGUGCUACGGGAUCGAUGUAAUCUCACAAGUAUUCGCGAUGCGAUAAUAAGCGCGAUGUAG
Phytophthora nicotianae INRA-310 is the source of this 783-nucleotide messenger RNA. RefSeq lists its product as hypothetical. The transcript has a single exon. The record is from RefSeq and is a predicted model, not a curated record. Lineage: Eukaryota; Oomycota; Peronosporomycetes; Peronosporales; Peronosporaceae. The coding region runs from base 1 to 783 and encodes 260 amino acids.